AUGGCAGCGGAAUAUAAACAAGUAUUAUAUGAAAUACAAAGAAAAAAUGGGAAUAAAAAUUGUGUUGAUUGUGGAGCACCUAAUCCACAAUGGGCCUCGGUUUCUUUUGGAAUAUUUAUUUGUUUAGAGUGCUCCGGAAUUCAUAGGUCUUUCGGUGUCCACGUUAGAGAAUUUUAUGAGUCAUCAUCAGAAUAUUAUCCCGAAAUGUCAUUAAAGGAUAAGUACCAUAGUAGAUUUGCAACUGAUUAUCCAAAAUGUGAAGGAAGAAAAUGGACACCAUCUGCACAAAAUGUCGGCAGAACUACUAGUCGACCGUCAUCAUCCAACAGUAAUAGAUCAUCAAUUCAAUCAUCAAAUCGUAACAUUAUUGGUGAUGCAACGAAUACACGAACAGCAUCUUCAUAUCAAUCAUAUCAAUCUAAUGGAGAUUUAAGUAGCUUAAGUAACGAUAAUAAUCUUUCAUCUGAUAAUAAGGUAAAAAAUGAAAAAUAUUUUGCAACUUUAGGAAGAGCAAAUGAUACGCGGCCAGAUCAUUUACCACCAAAUCAAGGAGGAAAAUAUACUGGAUUUGGUAAUCCAGCAUUUACAAAUGUAAAUUCAUCAUCAACUUCGAAUACUUUAGCACCAGAUUUAGAUGAAUUAAUGAAUGAUCCUGUUAAAGCCUUCACGAAAGGAAUAAAUUUUCUUGGAUAUCAUGUUGUAGAAGGUGCAAAGUUAGCAGCUCAAGGAGCCGAAACUUUAGGACAAACUGUUAAUGAACGUGUAAUUAAACCUACAACAGAAAAAGUGAGAGAUCCUGAAUUUACUUCACAGGUUGCAGGUUACGGAGCUUGGAUUGGCAAGACUGUUAGCGAAACUGCAUCGAAGGGUAUAUCUACUAUAUCAAGCAUUUCUUCAAAUAGUUUAAGUAGACAAAAUUAUUCAUCUAUAUCAGACGAUUCUUAUAAUGAUGUAAAUAAGAAGGAUGGUGGUUGGGAUGACGAAUGGAACAGUUGGUAA
Funneliformis geosporum is the source of this 999-nucleotide messenger RNA. The record is from the annotation of a GenBank genome assembly. Lineage: Eukaryota; Fungi; Glomeromycota; Glomeromycetes; Glomerales; Glomeraceae.